Molecule: messenger RNA, 917 nt
Organism: Sapajus apella (tufted capuchin)
Lineage: Eukaryota; Metazoa; Chordata; Mammalia; Primates; Cebidae
Product: chymotrypsin-like elastase family member 2A
Exons: 8
Coding region: 20-829 (269 amino acids)
Biological process (GO): proteolysis
Molecular function (GO): serine-type endopeptidase activity
Source: RefSeq, a predicted model, not a curated record
GAACUCCCACGGACACACCAUGAUUAGGACCCUACUGCUGUCCGCUUUGGUGGCUGGAGCCCUCAGUUGUGGGGACCCCGCUUACCCGCCCAACGUGUCUAGGGUGGUUGGAGGUGAAGAUGCGAGGCCCAACAGCUGGCCCUGGCAGGCCUCUCUGCAGUACAGCUCCAAUGGCCAGUGGCGCCACACCUGCGGAGGGUCUCUGAUAGCCAACAACUGGGUCCUGACGGCUGCCCACUGCAUCAGCUCCUCCAGGACCUACCGUGUGGUGCUGGGCCGGCAAAGCCUCUCCACUGAGGAGACCGGCUCGCUGGCUGUCAAGGUCUCUACCAUUGUGGUGCACAAGGACUGGAACUCCAGCCAGCUCUCCAAAGGGAACGACAUUGCCAUGCUCAAACUGGCUAACCCCGUCUCCCUCACCAACAAGAUCCAGCUGGCCUGCCUCCCUCCUGCCGGCACCAUCCUACCCAACAAUUACCCCUGCUAUGUCACGGGCUGGGGAAGGCUGAAGACCAACGGGGCUGCUCCUGACAUCCUGCAGCAGGGCCGGUUGCUGGUUGUGGACUAUGCCACCUGCUCCAGUUCUGGCUGGUGGGGCAGCACCGUGAAGACCAAUAUGGUCUGCGCUGGGGGUGAUGGCGUGAUCUCCAGCUGCAAUGGAGACUCCGGCGGGCCGCUGAACUGCCGUGUGGCUGACGGCCAUUGGGAGGUGCACGGCAUCGUCAGCUUCGGGUCCUCCCUCGGCUGCAACUACUACCACAAGCCCUCCGUCUUCACGCGGGUCUCCAACUACAUUGACUGGAUCAAUUCGGUGAUUGCAAAUAACUAACCAAAAGAAGUCCCUGGGACUAUUUCAGACUUGGAAACAUCACAGAAGGAAAACGGUAUCAUAUAAAGUGACAACUAUGCAAAUCACA